This is a messenger RNA of Fulmarus glacialis (Northern fulmar), 1859 nucleotides long. RefSeq names its product protein NEL. Lineage: Eukaryota; Metazoa; Chordata; Aves; Procellariiformes; Procellariidae. The record is from RefSeq and is a predicted model, not a curated record. Gene Ontology annotation, molecular function: protein binding; calcium ion binding. The transcript has 8 exons. Bases 44 to 1129 code for a protein of 361 amino acids.
UGAUGAGUGUGCUGAAGGACGGCACUACUGUCGUGAGAAUACCAUGUGCGUAAACACACCAGGAUCCUUUAUGUGUAUCUGCAAAACAGGAUACAUACGCAUUGAUGAUUAUUCAUGUACAGAGCAUGACGAAUGUAUAACAAACCAGCACAACUGUGAUGAAAACGCGCUCUGUUUCAACACCGUGGGUGGGCACAACUGUGUCUGCAAGCCGGGUUACACGGGAAAUGGCACCAUCUGCAAAGCCUUUUGCAAAGACGGGUGUAGGAACGGAGGAGCCUGUAUUGCUUCCAAUGUGUGUGCCUGCCCACAAGGCUUCACUGGGCCCAGCUGUGAAACUGACAUUGAUGAAUGCUCAGAUGGCUUUGUUCAGUGCGACAGCCGCGCUAACUGCAUUAACCUGCCUGGUUGGUACCACUGCGAAUGCAGAGACGGCUACCAUGACAAUGGGAUGUUUUCACCACGUGGAGAAUCCUGUGAAGACAUUGAUGAAUGUGGAACUGGAAGGCAUAGCUGUGCCAAUGACACUGUUUGCUUUAACUUGGAUGGUGGGUACGACUGUCGAUGUCCCCAUGGCAAGAACUGCACAGGAGACUGUAUCCAUGAAGACAAAAUCAAGCACAACGGUCAGAUUUGGGUGCUGGAGAAUGACAGAUGCUCUGUCUGCUCGUGCCAGAGUGGAUAUGUGAUGUGCCGGCGAAUGGUCUGUGACUGUGAAAAUCCCACCGUUGACCUAUUUUGCUGUCCUGAAUGUGAUCCAAGGCUCAGCAGUCAAUGUUUGCAUCAGAGCGGGGAGCUUUCCUACAACAGUGGUGACUCCUGGAUACAGAACUGUCAGCAGUGUCGCUGUUUGCAAGGCGAAGUGGACUGCUGGCCCUUGCCAUGCCCGGAGGUGGAUUGUGAAUUCAGCGUCCUCCCCGAGAAUGAGUGCUGCCCGCGCUGUGUCACUGACCCCUGCCAAGCGGACACCAUUCGCAACGACAUCACUAAAACCUGUCUGGAUGAAACCAAUGUUGUUCGCUUCACUGGAUCUUCUUGGAUUAAGCACGGCACAGAGUGCACCCUCUGCCAGUGCAAGAAUGGCCACGUCUGUUGCUCAGUGGACCCACAGUGCCUUCAGGAACUGUGACACCAACAACUAUCUCUCACAAGCAGUUUCUGAUUAAAGAAUUUUCCUUCACAAAAAAGACCUGUAGACCAAAAAUUGUACAAAAUUAAAACUAAAAUUAGAUUGGUUUUGUCCAUCUAAAGUGCAGAUAUGUGAUGAACUCAGUUACCUGAAUCAGAGUGAAAUUUAUGGGACUCAAGACAAGCUCAGAUGUGUAUGAGGUUAGGCCCAAAUCUUCUGGCUAUUUGUCCGACAUCAUUAUGCAGAAUAUUUAGGUUAGUGUAAAGUGACACAUUGUAAUGCUGUACAUAACGAUGUCGAGAUCCAAAUCAGCUAGGAGCUCUUACAGGGUCUUCCGAAGCUUUUAGAGUCCAACGCUUGACCAGAUGCAGAGAUAUCAUAUUUGGAUCUGCACAAAUGUGUUUGAUUGCUCACUGCAGAAUUUAGCAGAUGUUUGAGUAAAAGGAUGAAGCCUUCAGGAAUAAAGAACCUAGCAGUUAAGAUGUGAUAUGUACAGUAUGUGCGCUGAAAAAAAAAAAGAUAGAAGUUAUUGUAAAAACAAAAAAAAAAACAAAAAAAAAAACCAAAAAAGAAAAACCGUGAUGCACAGGCAUGGCUUCUUAAUGUUUUCUGAUGGGAAAAGUCAUCAAUAUUUCCUUGUUUUACUGCACUUACUAUUAUUUCUUGAUUGAAUUUGUUCAGUAUAAGCUCGUUAUUGUGCAAAUUUAAAUAAAUAUUUCUCUUACCUUAA